AUUCCUCUGCUCGUCUCCUUCCUCGCUCCCUCCCGGCCAUUGACCAAGCGCCGGUGUGACUCCGUGAGGAUCCUUGGAUCGACGGACGAAGCGAGCAUAUAUAUAUAUAUAUAGCGAGUGCAUAUAUACAGUGAUAAGGGAUUCAGGAUGCGGAUGAGCUGCAACGGGUGCCGCGUGCUGCGCAAGGGGUGCAGCGACAACUGCGCCAUCCGGCCGUGCCUGCAGUGGAUCCGCAGCCCCGACGCACAGGGAAACGCCACCGUCUUCCUCGCCAAGUUCUACGGCCGCGCCGGUCUCAUCAACCUCAUCACCGCCGGCCCCGAACACGCCCGACCCGCAAUAUUCCGGUCGCUGCUGUACGAGGCCUGCGGCCGCAUGCUCAACCCUGUGUACGGCUCGGUCGGCCUGCUCUGGUCCGGGAACUGGCAGCACUGCCAGGCCGCCGUUGAGUCGAUCCUCCGCGGCAUGCCCAUCGCGCAGCCGCCGCCCGCGGCCACGGCUGUCCCGCCUCUACGGACGUGCGACAUCCGCCACGUCGCCAGGAGAGGCGACCACUGCGGCGUCGCAGCCGACCUCCACCGGGUGACCAACAGCUCUCGGGGGCAGUUCAAGCGACUCGGCGCGCGCAGGUCGUCAGGGUCCGACUCCGGCAUCGAGCUCGUCUUCGCCCAGCCGUCGGCCGCCAUGCUGGUCGACGUCCAGCAGGCACAGCCGCUGAACUGGGCGCCACGUGAAUCGAGUCACGAGUACUCUGCGAACCAUGACGCCCUGCCAGAGACAGACAGCAACACCUCGGCGGACACCGUGGAAGUGUCUCAUGUCAGCCAGUCCGAGUCCGACCCACCAAGAGAAAGCGAUGGGCGUGAGGCUGGCCUGGACCUCACACUAGGCCUAGUGCCGUCGGUGCACAAAACGGAGCCGUCAGACGUUGACGACGGCCAGCCUGAUCACAGAGGCGAGCCGGUGAAGCUCGGCUUGGCGAUCUCAGCUUCGGCAGCUUGACCAUGAAUUAAUAUAGUGAAGUCUCUUGAAAUACGGAGCGAACGGAGAGGGACUUUUGAUUGGCAGUAACUCUUCAUAAUCAUGUUUUAGUUGUAGUCUUUGUACGUAGGAAUCACUUUGGUGUUUUCGAGUUUCGGAAAUAUCGUGUAACAAUAUAAUAGUCCAUGCCCUUUUUUGCC
Molecule: messenger RNA, 1181 nt
Organism: Phragmites australis (common reed)
Lineage: Eukaryota; Viridiplantae; Streptophyta; Magnoliopsida; Poales; Poaceae
Product: LOB domain-containing protein 40-like
Exons: 2
Coding region: 148-1002 (284 amino acids)
Biological process (GO): regulation of gene expression
Source: RefSeq, a predicted model, not a curated record